Stegodyphus dumicola is the source of this 6724-nucleotide messenger RNA. Its product is annotated as RCC1 and BTB domain-containing protein 1-like. The record is from RefSeq and is a predicted model, not a curated record. Lineage: Eukaryota; Metazoa; Arthropoda; Arachnida; Araneae; Eresidae. Gene Ontology annotation, molecular function: protein binding.
AUGAAAUCAAGAUAUGAGGUUGAUGAUGUGACUAUUUUUGUUACUUUUAUUCCAGUUGAAAGCUUGUGUAAGAAAGGGAUUGUGAGUUUUGCAUAUGGUAGUGGUCCACAUGUAUUGGCCAUUACUUCUGAGGGAGAACUUUACAGUUGGGGUCAUAAUGGUUACUGCCAACUUGGAAACGGAGGAACUAAUCAAGGUCUAAGCCCAGGCCUUGUUUCUACAAAUUUGCUUGGACGUAAAAUCGUAGAAGUAGCCUGUGGUAGUCAUCAUUCCAUGGCACUGACAACUGAAGGAGAGGUGUAUUCUUGGGGCCAAAACAACUGUGGGCAAGUAGGCCUUGGUACUACAACUAACCAACCAACUCCAAGAAAAAUUACUGCUGGAAUAGGUUCAAGAAAAUGUAUAUCUAUAGCAUGUGGACAGACAUCUUCCAUGGCUGUUUUAGAUAAUGGAGAGGUUUAUGGAUGGGGAUAUAACGGAAAUGGACAGCUUGGCAUAGGAAGUAACGCCAAUCAAGCUAAUCCAUAUCGUGUUUCUAAUCUUCAAGGUGUAGUAAUUCAGAAGGUUGUAUGUGGUUAUGCUCAUACAAUGGCACUCUCUGAUGAAGGUGUGUUGUAUGCAUGGGGUGCUAAUUCAUACGGGCAACUAGGUACUGGAAACAAAGCUAACCAAGUAUUACCAGUGAGAAUAGCAUCUGAAAUAGGAAGGGUUGUGGAAAUUGCUGCCUCUCAUUACAAUCAUAUAUCAGCUGCAUUAACACAAACAUCAAAAGUUUAUAUGUGGGGCCAAUGCCGUGGCCAAGCUGUUACAUCAGCAGCAGAAACCCCAUUCCACUCUCUACAUGAUGUUUUUGCAUGUUUUGCUUCUCCUGCUGUAACAUGGAAACCUAUGGAUUUAGAUGUGGUUUUGACAAACCGAGUAAGUGAUAGCCUGAGACAAUCAUUUGAUGAAGAGGAAUCAAGUGAUUUGAAGUUUAAUGUUGAUGGCAAAUUGAUAUAUGUUCAUAAAGCUAUACUGAAAAUCAGGUGUGAACAUUUUAGGUCUAUGUUUCAAGCACAUUGGGGAGAAGAUGAAAAAGACACAAUAGAUAUAACUCAAUUUUCAUAUCCUGUUUAUCGAGCAUUCCUGAAGUAUUUAUACACUGAUGAAGUAGAUCUACCUCCCGAGGAUGCUAUUGGUUUAUUAGAUCUGGCCAACUCCUAUUGUGAAGUGCAACUGAAAAGGCACUGUGAGUGCAUCAUUAAACAUGGAAUAACUGUAGAAAAUGUAGCAAUGUUAUAUGCCGCUGCUCUUAAAUAUUCUGCAAAGGAGCUUGAGGACUUUUGUUUUGGAUUUGCCUUGAACCAUCUUACUGCAGUUGCCCAAACAGAGGCUUUCAAUAAGUUAGAUGAACCUACUGUAAAGAAUUUUAUAUUGAAAGCUGCACGGCAUGGAGCCUUUAAAUACUGACAAAGAUUUUAAUUUAGACCUUGCAGCAUGUUAUGAAAUUCAUGUUGACAUUUCAAGAGCUGUUCUUGCCUGCAGUAACUUAGUAUGUAACAUAAAGCAAUAGUUAUUUUGAUAUUGUAGUAAAUAUGUCUCUGUGGACUCAAAUUAGGUUUGUGAAGUUAAAAGCAAUAGUAUGUUUUAAAUCUCUUCAUUGUAUUCUGCCAUUUGUUUCUUUAUAAAAAUAGAGUAGUUGAAUUAUGAAAAUUACCAUUUAAAUUCUCUGAUUCAUAUUUUAUAAAUUAUUUUAUUUGAAAAGGAAAUAAUAAUGGCACAUGUAUGUUUACAGAUGAACAGUGAAGCAUGAUUGUAGUGAAUUAUUAUUAUUUUGGAUUGUAAUAUGCAUUUUUUUCCAUUUUUAAUGCAUUUUUUAUUCAAAUAUUUUGUGUGCUUUUAAUUUUUUUAACAAUAAAUGGGUGAUUGAUAAAUUUAAGCUAACAUAAUUAAGUAUAAUAUAUUUUUUGAGAUUGAGCCUUAAUAAUUGAACUAGAAAUAUCUUCACUAAUGUCCAUGGGGUAUAUAACAUCUUAUUUUGCAAUCAAACGAAACAUUUGUUUUAUUCUAAAGCUAGUCUUCACAUGUUUUUUUUUUUUUUUUUUUUUUUUUUUGUUGUUGGUUUAUAAAAAUAUUUAAAAAGGAUGUUUUCUGAGUUUAAGAUUUAAAAAGCUAAAAAAUUUCUAUUUGAAUAGAUUGUGGAAUAAGAGUGUGUUUGUCAUAAGACUUAUUUUUGUUAUUAUUAUUAAUCUUACACUAGAACUCUUGGCGUUUAUCACUGAUAUUCCAAGAUAAACUUUUGUAAUGAAAAUUUGGCAUUUUCAAUGGGAAAAAUCACCUUGGUAUUGAGAAUGUGAAGCACAAUUUUUAUUCUAUGUUAUGGCAAUUUUUGAACAAAGUAGAAUGUUUUGUAAUAAUUUAUAUACAAAUGUUUUAUAACCAUACAGUUGUUAUAUAUUAUGAAUAAAAUUUUAUAAGGAGAAAAGGAAUUUAUAAUGGCACAUAUAUGAUGUAUAAAAUGUCAAAAUUAGUAUAAAAAAUUAGUUUGUCUUCCAGCUGAAAGUUGGCAAUUAAAGACAUUUUGAAAGUAACCUUCAGCCAUUUUUAAAGCAAUUAAGAACAACUGAAGAGUAUUUCAAAAUUACAUUUCUUAUAAGCCAGUUUCGUAUGUAAUGUUUAAGCUCUUGAAAUUCAAACAAACAUGCUUUUGCAAGUCUAGGCUUUAAAUAGGUAUUUUAAUGUCAAUACUGCAUAUGUAAAUUCUGCAUUGAAUAAUGAAGCAUUGAUCUUCUGAAGCACUGAAUCAGUAUUUAAUUCAUUGCUUCAGAUGUACAUUCUUAUAAUACAAUAAUUCUGAUAACGCAGCAUAAUGGCAAAGUACAAAAAAAUGUGUGCUACAGUGAAUUAAUAUAUUUAAUUAUUAAAAACUGCACUUUCAUUGCACAAAAUGGAUUGCAUAGCUUUGUUUAUUGCAUUUAAAAAAAAUCCAUGGUAUGGUGGCCAUGGUAUGGUAUCCGUAGUUGUAGUUAUACUUCAAGGUUUAAUUUUAUUUAAAAAUUUUUUAUGUAUUCAUUAAGACAAAAUUAAAAAUAUAGGCCAAGAAAGAUACCCAGAGUAGCAAAUUGUAAAUUAUAUUCUGCAGCUACUGCACAUUCUAAUUAAAAUUUGUGUUAUAUAUGGCUAUCUUAAAAAUUAUUAAAUACCUGGAAGGAAUCAAACAAAUGUGAGCAGUAUAGAUAUGAUAGGUUUUUGCACAUAUAUAAACAGGGAAUGAAAUGUCUGAUAAAUUUCUGAUACAAAUGAAAUCAUUCCUUUUUGUAAUAGAUAUUGUUUUCCAUUUUUAUGAAUUAUCGUUUAAUUUCUAAGCCUGUGAAAGGCAGGAUAAUACAAUUUACUGUUCUGCUUUGUGAGAUAAUUAUUGCUAAUUUCUCACAUGAUGUAAAUUAGAAUUUAUAUGUGUCUGUUAAUUACUUAACAACAUUUCAACGUAAAAGAAGUUCAGUUUUUGUACUAUUAUGUAUGAGGCAGUUGAAUCAAAAGGAAGGAAAGCAUGGCAUUUUGUACUGAAAAUAUUUAUUUGUUGCCCAAGAUAUAGUUUUUAUAAAUAUUUCCUGAAAUAGUUACAGUUUAAGAGUAAUCCUGAAGUAAUUACAGUUAAGUUACAGUUUAACAUCUGUUCUGAAUCCAUCAUUGUUAUAAUAUAUUUUUUUAGUAGAUUUAGGUGUUUGUUUUACUGCUAAGUGCUCCAAAUUAUUAAUUAAAAGUAAAUUCAAGGAAAUUAUUUAAUUAUAUAUGAAAAUGGGGUUAUGUAACUUUCAUUUUUUAUAUUUAAGUUGAAUAUGAUUAGGCAAACUGAAUCAGAAUAAGGAAUAUUGAAGACUGUCUUGAAAUUCAUUGCCAUAUCUUCAGUUGUUUGAAAUAUGUAAGAAUAAUAUAUUUUAUUAGUAAUUAAUAGUGCAAUUUUUUAUUUUAGUUAAUUAAGAAAAGUAUUUUUAAUCUAUAAUAAAAUUUAGAUUUCCGUUUCUCCCUAGUGUGAUAUACUUAAGUAACUUUUGCAUUUGCCAAAUUUUGGACUAUAUCACACUAGUGCCAGUUAUAUGUCCCUUCUAUUUUCUGCAAAUUUUGUUACUUCAAAAAAUAAUAGAGUUAAAUGUGUGUAUGUAAAUUUUAUAUUUGAUUGCAGUUUGUUAUGCAUUUUACAUUUAUUUAUUCUUAAAAUCUCUCUGUAUGAACUUAUUAUUUUAUUAUUCUAAAAAAUUAUGAUCUCAGAUAUUUUCAUUUUCUUUAUUCAGAAUUAAUUAAGGAAAAAAAAUUAAAAAAGUGACCAACAGUAUUUAUUAUUGUAACUUCAUGUAUGAUUAUGACAUUAUUUGAUUGAUACAGUGCACAUGAUAGAAUAAUGAAUUUGGUAUUAAUAUAUAAAAAAUAAUUUGAUAUUCUUCCAGUUCUAGCAAGGAAUAUGAUUGCAAAAAUAUAUUGUUGGCCUUAUACUUUUUCUUAGACUUUUAUCAUUCUUCGGAACUUAUUUAUAGUAUAAUCAGAGAUGCUUGUUUCAAAUAAUUUAUUUUAAAAAUAUAUUAACUCCAUUUGCUUGUUGAAAUUAAGAAGAAACAUUACUUUUUGCACAAUUAACUUUUGACUGAUGUUUAUCCUGAACAGUAUAGUAGCUAGUAGAAUGUUUGCUAGUUUGAAACCAAGAUGUGGGUUUGAAUCCCACAUAAGGCUUAUCUGUAUGUAGGUGUCCCCUCCCAUCCCCAAAGAACCCGUAGUAGUAUCAUGAAGGUGAGUUUGCUAAAUGACAUAUGGGUUCGGCUAUUUCUAACAGAUGUUUAUAAGGAAGUAUCCAGUCACCUUGGGGGGGGGCAGAGUGUAUGGAUAAUUUUAGUUGAUGCUUAAUCUUAUAAAAAAUUAAUAUUCAUUUAAAGGGCUUUAAAAUGUUUAUGGUUAGAGUUUAAUAAAAGCUCAUAAUAUUUAUAUCAUAUUGUUUAAUAAUCAUAUUGUUCUAAUCUAAAUAAUCUAAAUAUCAUAUUGUUUGUAUCAACAAAUAUGUUGAAAGUUUAACAUUUCACAUAAUUUAUAUAAUGCUUAGCAUUCAGACUUUAUAUGACUUGAAAACUUGUAUCAGAAAUGCUGUAAAUUAAAUAUGAAUGUUAUAUACUUUGUGGGACCAAAUUCACUGCUGUCCUUAGACUUUCUCUAAUGCUAAGUGGACAUUUAAACUAUAGAUUGUUAAAAGCCAGUAGCAUUUCAUUUGCAUGUUAAGUUACAUUGUCUGAUAAACUGUGUGAUAAUUACAAUUCAUAUCUCAUGUGAGUUUUUUCCCCCUGCUUUUAAUGUGAAAUUCUCUGCUGUAGAUUAUGAAAUGAUAAUCACUUAGGUUAUGACAACAUUUUCUUAUAAGUUAAAGAUUGAUAAAUUUAUAAUUGAAUAUGUAUUUCAUGUCUUUCAAAGGCAGAAUUUAAUCUGCAGUUACCCCCCCUCCCAAAAAAAAUCUUAUAAUUUUAUUUAUUCCUAUCACCUGGAUUAGAGAAAGUUGUGAUGAUUUGAAAAAGAUAAAAAUUGCUUGUAAAUAAUAAACCCUGUAUGUUACUACAUUGAUAUACAGUUUAUGAUAACUCAACAUAAAGUGACUUUCUAUUUGAGCAAUACAAUUAAUGUGUCUUUUAUGUCAUAUUGUCUGUCAGGUGCUUGAUGACAUUCAUCAUUUUUUGUGCUAUGCAGCUGGAAGCUGUAUUCUUAUUACUUAAUAUUUUUAUAUGAGGCAAUUUUAUUAAUUUAUGUGAUUUUUAUUGUUACACUGCAUUUAAUUUUGUAAUUUGAUAUGGUGCACAGUAAAUUUUCAACUCUGUAUAUCUUUGCACUGUACAUGCAAAAUAAUUGCUUUUGCUUACUGUAAUAGUGAUUAGUAAAUAGUAUAUGUGAGUGAUGUAAGCUCAUAAUGUUUCAUCUUAGCUUAAAUAAAGGGAGAAGCUCUUUAUAUCCCUGUCAUAUUUAUUAAUUUUUGACAUUUUUUCAUUUAUUACAAAACCGCUUUUCUAAGCUUUUUGUAUGGUGUAAGUGAAGCUGUUUUGUCUGUGCUUUUUGUCUGUUAUACAAAUAAUACAACCAAAGAAUUAUUAGUGGCAUUCCUUGAAGGUCAGUUCUUGAAUUAAGUAAAGUAAAGCAGAUGAAGGGUCUUUGGAUUAUCUCCUUUGAGGAUUAGUAUUGCAAAAUAUGCAGUGUUCUCUGUUUACAUAUCAUAUUAAUAUACUUAUUAUUAAUUAAAUAUGUGUUUAAUUCUUUGUAAUUAAUUUCCCUUUUCUCCUUCUUAUUUUAAAUUAAUUUUACUUGAAAUAAACAAUUUAUUUUUGCUUUUAGUAGCUUGAAUAGAGUUGCAUCAAUGAUAAUGAUGAAACAGUCAUAAAUUUAUAUGUAAAUAUAUUCACAGAGAUGUACUACAUAAUUUAUUUUAGUUAUAAGCAGGAACUUACAUAACUAAAUGCUUGAAAUCAAUAUUUGAUUUGAAACAGCUCAUUAAAUGUUAGUUUUAAUUCUUUAUUUAUAACUCAUCAUAUUACGUAAUAUUUUUACUUUAAAACCAUUUUACCGUACGUGUGUGGUCUGAUAAGGAAAACUUAUGUAAUUGAAAUUAAUUAAUGUAUGAAUUGUUUCUAUUAAUUUAAACGAAGGAACAUAUAAAUCUUUUCUUUGUUUAAUAUUAUCUUUGUUUUGUUGUUAGAGAAAAUUUCUUCAUAAAAUUCCAUAA